ACAGAAUCUUAAAACCAAACCAGACCAACCACCACCACUAGCUUCUCUGAUCACCAACGUACACAACCCCAAAAGGCCAGCUUUGUUGUGCCUCUUCCUCUCUGUGUUCACUGUGUUAAUGGAGAACUUCCACAACCUUUCUUUCCUUCCACAACAACCACCAUGACCUCCAUUUAUGAACCUAUGAGUUCCUCCCCUUCAACUCUUGCUAGUUCAUCCUCUCUGUCCUAUCAUUAUUCAGCAGUUCAGUACCUACCACCACUCAAUGGCGGCAGCCAGCUGUACUUUCAAAGCUCAUACCCUAAUUACCAGAAGCAGGCCUCUCAGCCCCCCUUCCAAUAUCCCAGGUAUCCAGUCCUGCUUCCUCGGCCACAGCAAAAUCCAGUCUCUGGAGAUCAAGAAGGGAUUGAGUCCAAGGCUGCAAGAGAUGAGCAAAGGAUGGCUCGCCAAAGAAGACACUUUUUAAGCAGAAGCGCUGCUGACUCUGGGUCCUCAUCAAGUUCAAUGCAGAUGGAUUUAUGUGGUGCUGAUUCUGAUAUGCAGAACACAGACCUCUGCACGCCGGAUAUGAAGGAAUUGAGAGUGUUGUUCAAGAAGGAGUUGAAGAAGAGUGAUGUUGGAUCCUGGGGCAGGAUUGUCGUUCCAAAGAAAGAGGCAGAGAAAUACCUUCCAAGCCUUGCUGAAAAACAAGGCAUCGUGCUGAGGAUCAGAGAUGUACAUUCCGGUCACGUGUGGGGCAUGAAAUACAAGUACUGGGCAAAUAACAAAAGUCGAAUGUAUGUCUUUGAAAGUGCAGGUAAACGUGAGACUGAAUGA
Molecule: messenger RNA, 816 nt
Organism: Rosa chinensis
Lineage: Eukaryota; Viridiplantae; Streptophyta; Magnoliopsida; Rosales; Rosaceae
Product: B3 domain-containing transcription factor LEC2
Exons: 4
Coding region: 163-816 (217 amino acids)
Molecular function (GO): DNA-binding transcription factor activity; DNA binding
Source: RefSeq, a predicted model, not a curated record